AUGCUUUCUUCGCGUCUUCUCCUAACUUUGAUUACAAUUGGUCUCGUUUUACCAUUUGCACAGAUUGUACGAGCAGCUGAUGAGGCUGAUGGAGAAGUAGAAGACGAAAAGGAAGAUACCGAAGACUCACAGCCUGCAGCUGUUGAUGAAAAGGCAGCCGAAGAAGAAACUGUACCAGUUAUUGGUCCUUCCCCUGAUGCUCAUGUCUUCUUUUUGUUUACGCAGCCCGAAAAUUCCAAAGAUCUUCCUGGCGGUAAACUCGUUAGAUUCUUGGCCGGAUUUCAGAAUUGGGGAGAGAAAGAUUUUAUAGUGAAUUACUGCGAAACCUCUUUCCGUUACCCUCAAGAUUACAGCUAUUAUGUUCAAAACUUUACGGCGCUGCAUUACAAUCGUCUGGUCGCCCCGAAACAAGAGGGUUCGUUUGACUACGCUUUCUUUCCUCCAGAGCAAUUUAUGGGACGCCCACUUGGGCUCGUAGUUGAAUUGCAUUACGAAGAUUCUGACGGCACAAAAUUUAUUUCAACGCUGUUCAAUGAGACUCUUACCAUUGUCGAAGAUGAUUCAAACUUCAACACUGAAACGGGUUUUCUAUAUGUUCUCUUAGCAGCUGCGGUCGUUCUCGUUCUUUUUGCUGGCCAGCAGUUUCUUUCCAAGUUAACUCGCCGACAUGGUAUGACGAAAAGCCGGCAAAAUCCUCCAAUAGAGAUGGGAACAAAAAAUGAGGAUGUUGAUUAUGAGUGGAUUCCAAGAACAGUCAUGAAUCAUAAAAACACCAGAUCACCAAAACAGGGUUCUCCAAAGCACAGGAAGCCUCGCAAUGAAAAUUGA
Messenger RNA from Enterobius vermicularis (human pinworm), 828 nucleotides. Lineage: Eukaryota; Metazoa; Nematoda; Chromadorea; Rhabditida; Oxyuridae. The record is from the annotation of a GenBank genome assembly.